Arachis stenosperma is the source of this 495-nucleotide messenger RNA. RefSeq names its product uric acid degradation bifunctional protein TTL-like. The transcript has 4 exons. The record is from RefSeq and is a predicted model, not a curated record. Bases 1 to 495 code for a protein of 164 amino acids. Lineage: Eukaryota; Viridiplantae; Streptophyta; Magnoliopsida; Fabales; Fabaceae. Gene Ontology annotation, molecular function: carboxy-lyase activity.
AUGAAAACGGAGGAUUUCUCAUCAUGCUGUGCAGGCACAACAUUCGCUAACGAAAUGGCUAUGGCCUCUCCAUUCUCUUCAUUGGAACAUGCAAUUACAAUUACCAGAGACAUAUGGUACCGUAAGUUGAAUGUUAGGUCUUGGUUGGAGGCCAUAUCAGGACGAUCUUGUUCUAAUGAAUACUUGGAAACGGAACUUCAUGAAUGGGGAUCAAGGUACGAGGAGAAAUUAGGCUAUGUUUUUGUGACAUUUGUAGCUGGUAGGACAUCUGAAGACAUACUUGCUGAAUUAAAGAUGCGCUUUAAUAACUCGCAUGGUAUUGAGUUGGAGAUUACUUCAACAGAGGAAUUGAAGUAUAUAGAACGUGCUAUUAGAGAACUUCUUUCUAAGAAAUCUAUCCAAACUACCGACGAAGGAGAUGUGUCAGCUGAAUAUUCAGGCGAAAUAGUUGUUGACACUCUAGAUGGAGUAGACACUGAUUCAGAAGAUGAUUAG